AUGCCGGCAGACGAGACGCACGAGCCGGCUGGAACCAGCGCAGAGCAGGACCUCAUCAAUCGCUUGUACGAGCAACGCGCGCCGCUCAAGGCGGAGGAGCGCGCGCUGUCGAGGCAGCUCGGCGCACUCUCGGCGCGAACCGCCACGCUCAAGGAGGAGAUGCAGGCCAUCCUGGACAAGCUCGCCGAGUACAGUCGGCAGUCGGCGCGCGCUUCCCCGAACACUCAGAUGGUCAAGCAGAUCGCCAGACAGCUCGAGCUACUGCUCGGCAAUGCCGAACUGCCCCGAGGGCUGCGUGCGCCCAACCAGGCCAUGCUCGAAGCCUUUCGCAACGACCUGCGCCGUCGACAAGGUCAGCUCCCGACGGCGCCUCGUCAACCGGCAGCUCUCGACGCCGUCACUGGCGAGCCGGGCGGCUCGGCGCCCCCCGAGGGCAGCCACCGCCGGGCGGUGCUGUAUCGCAGGCGCGGUCACUAG
Rhodotorula graminis WP1 is the source of this 477-nucleotide messenger RNA. RefSeq lists its product as uncharacterized. The record is from RefSeq and is a predicted model, not a curated record. NCBI's taxonomy places the organism in Eukaryota, Fungi, Basidiomycota, Microbotryomycetes, Sporidiobolales, Sporidiobolaceae. Bases 1 to 477 code for a protein of 158 amino acids. The transcript has 6 exons.